AUGGAGUUGCAGCGUAAAUUCACAUUCGACGAUCCUGAAGACAGUUAUUGGAACGACAAUGACAGCCAGAAUUCUUUCUUUGCAGAUCAAAAGAAUGCCGUAGGUUUUCUAUCGGCUAAUUAAAACUUCUACUUUUAGACCGUAGCACGGCAAGUGUUAGACGAUCUGUAUGAAGUGGAUUUUGAUAUCCCCGAUGAGGACCUCCCUGAACCUCCGAGCAAUGAUAACAACGAGUUGUCUGAGGGGUCUUCAAAUAAAGUUUUCUUCGACGAUCAACCGAAAGUCUUUCCCGAACAACUCCACAAACCUCACUUACUUGGUGCUAAUAAAUUGGUAAGGGGUUUUUAUUUUGUCUUUUAUGUUUUUAGAAUGAAAGUCCAAGGCCCAGACGACCUCUGGGAAGUUCGUCGAUGAUAUCUGAUUGUAGUUUUACGUCGUUUUCUAGCGAUGCGACAGUUCAUUUGGAUUAUGCGCGACUGAAGAGCGAGCAUCACAAACUUCAGAAGUACCUUGACGUAAGUAUCCAUUUUUGUGCAUAAUAGACCCUUUUAGCGGGUAAGAUCUGAGAGGUUUGAGCCACCAUCAGUAGAAACAACAAUAAAACGACUGCGAAGAUGCGAGCCUGUAGCCUUGGACUUCUAUAAAUCUAAACAAGACAAGACUGAACUCUUGGAUGAAGCUAUUAAUUCUCAGGAUACUGAUGUAAUAUUAACCGUACGUUUCUCAACCACUUGUUACCUAUAUUUUUAGGUAGUACUUUUCUUAAAGAGAACGCUGAUUUCUUCUAUAUUCCGUGAGAUUUUGAUUUUCAAACCAGAAGCCGCUGAAGUUUACGUCACUUAUCUUCGAGAAUGUAAUGAGACAAACGAGCUGAUCGAUACCUUAUUGUAAGUUGGUCAUAUUUUUAGUUUUUAGUAAGCUAUCUUUAAACCAAUGCUAUUUUCUUUCUUGCAGCUCUCUCGGACGGAGUGAUGAAGCGGCAAUGGUCGAGUUUCAAUGUGCAGUAAAGAAGUGUCACACGGCAUCGAAGAUUAAUAAUCUAAAGAAGUGUUUGAUCAGCGGAUUCAGCGAUCCGACCCUCAGUGCGGAAGCCAAGUUUGUCGAAGAAUACAUUCAUCUGAUUGAGCGACAAGUCCCUAUUGAUGUGGGUUUUGAUUUUCUUAUUAUUUUGGUUAUAUUGUUUUAGUCAUCAGAUGAAGAGGAAAACAAGGCCGGGACUAAUGAGAUCUUCAAGCAAUUCCCCAAGAAAGCCUCUCUAAUCGGGCAACCCCUAUUGACAACUCUCUAUUAUUGUUGUUUGUAUCAUUACAAUCUCCCAGUUGUAAGUUUUGUCUCAAAUAUAUUUAUAUCUUUGUCGUUUAGAACGUCUAUGCAAGUCCAUUGUCUUUUAAAUCGACCUUCAACAUCAAUGAAAAGGCGUUCUUUUGGAUGGCGGCCUCAGCCUUGUGCAGGAAGAAGCAGUAUGGAGAAAUUGAACGGCUUUUGACCUGCAAAAAGAUGAUUGUUUCCCAGAAACUCGUCUGUCCUUUCCCGUGGACAGUCUUCUUUCAACUGGUUGCCAAAUAUGGACCCCCAAAUAAAGAGGUAAUUGAUAUUUUUGUUGUGCAAUAUUGAACUUUUCAGAUACUUACAAAAUGGCUUGGCGCAAUUAGUGAUGUAAAUGAACGACUUAAAGUCGCCGAACAAUUUGGCGAACUAACAGCUGGUGUUCAAAUCGAGGCGAUCAACUCAUUAAAAGAUAAACAGAAGUUGGUCAACUUGAUGAACAAGCUAAAUCCAAAGUCUGUCGAAUAUAACAAGGCCCAACUCAUACUGUCCAAUACGGUAGGUGCAGACUUUGUAACGGAAGUGAUUCUUUAUUUAUUAUCUUCUUGUUGUUUCAGGCGAAUAAAUGGAAAAACUAA
Messenger RNA from Bursaphelenchus xylophilus (pine wood nematode), 1904 nucleotides. The record is from the annotation of a GenBank genome assembly. Lineage: Eukaryota; Metazoa; Nematoda; Chromadorea; Rhabditida; Aphelenchoididae.